GUUGCGAGCAUGCUCGUGAGCCGCCCUACAAUCGACGAAUAUGCACUGCAAGCCUAGCAUGCUCGCGCACAUGUUCGUAGCAAUGUAACACCGACCUUAGCACAGUAAUCGAAAAAGUCGAUGAAUCUCUACCUAAUUGGUUUUCCAUGUGCUAAUCUCUAAAUGUUUUUAUUGAUACUUUAUUAAAUAUCAUUGCGAAACUUAUAAACACAUACAUUCCUAGUUUUUCAUCUUAUUUAACAUUAUUUUAUCCGGCUAUGGAAUCGUUGCGAAACAUGUGUCGAGUUUGUUUGAGAGUGGAGGACUCAGUGCCGCUAUUAAAUUGGAAUCUUCCUGUAGAAGAUAUAAAUGAGAAGUUGUCGUAUGCAGAAUGCUUCCAGCUCUGUACCCAGUUGAAUUUACUUUUAAACAAGGAAUUUGAAAUGAAUGGUCCGUCCUUGAGAAUAUAUGAACAUUUUUGUUAUAGCUGUGCUGCAAAACUCAAAGAAGCAUAUGAGUUUAUAAGAAAGGCUCAAGAGGCUGAUACUACACUGCGUAUGAAUUACUGGAAAGUAGAUUCCGGAGAUGAUAAAAAGUUAUUUGAAUGGGUAGGAGUUGGAAAAGACUCUCUGUCAAUCGAUAUUAAGGAAAGAGAAAGUGAUGAAGAACCACUUACUCUUGAAAGUAACACUCACAUGGAUGAAAACUCAACCCCGCAGGAUUUUAUUAUGAAAGCCAGCGAAGAAAGUUCAAUAAAAUCCGAAAUUUUAAAGUCGUCGAAACCAACCACAAGAAAAAAAUCG
Messenger RNA from Rhagoletis pomonella (apple maggot), 782 nucleotides. RefSeq lists its product as uncharacterized. Gene Ontology annotation, cellular component: nucleus. The record is from RefSeq and is a predicted model, not a curated record. The annotation marks the transcript as partial. NCBI's taxonomy places the organism in Eukaryota, Metazoa, Arthropoda, Insecta, Diptera, Tephritidae. Gene Ontology annotation, molecular function: zinc ion binding. The transcript is spliced from 2 exons.